UAAAAUUAGCUUGCGCAUAAUUAAUAAAUACUCGUUUGUGCCGAUGACCUGCAUCGAUGAUCCUUAAACUCAGUGUAAUAACUGAUAUUAUGUUCUCCGCCCGGGCCGUCUGUUCUAGAAUAUUAUUCGAUAACGUUGUUGAAGAGUGCCUGAAUGUGUCAUAAAGGCAUGGGCUAUAAUAUAUUGGUAUAUAAUAUAAUAUUAUAUGUAUAUCAUGUAUGUGUUUUACAUAUCCUUUAUUGCAGUAGAAUAUUCUCCAACAAUUUUGAAGGUAUGUUUUGCCUCUACUGCGCAGACCGAAUUCAAUAAUUACGUCGGGCGGCCAUGUUCGUUCGUUCUAGAAUAUUCUCUGAACAUUUUGUUAACGGUGGGUGUGUGGUAGUGACAGGUCUAUAGAUUUAUGUAUAGACAACGAUAAUAACUUCGUUGCCGAAGAAACUCGAUGUUUAACGGGCGGCCAUCGUCGCUUUAUCGUUUCUUCUAGAAUUUCUUCAAAAAUCUUCAUGAGUAGGGUGUGUGUGGCGGUGGCGGGUGGGUACAUGUAUAUAUGUAUACUUACACACUAAGUAUAGCACUAUAACUUGGUUGUGGGAUAUAGGCAUAUAUAUACUAUACUGCGUGUACGAGAUUUGAAAUAAUGGUCGUCUCGCGCAGCUGUCGCUACACCGCCCGCCGUUCCCACAGGUAGGUACGCGUGUAUACGACCGUUACGAGUAUUGCUGGCAGCCGGCAGGUGAUGGUGUACAACGAUAUCGGAGUUUCGGCAUUGAUGACGGGUGAGCAGUUCGGUGGGUUGUAUUGUUCGGGCGGUGCAGGCAGAGGGGAACACCGGUGACCGGGCAGCCGUGUAACCUCGUGUUAUUUUAGCUUGGGGCGUUGGCAACAACGUUGCGCAUGAGCACCACUUGGCACGUACGCCGUUUUUUAAUCCGCUGGUUGCCUACACUGUAGAGCUGCUCGAUCGAUCGGUACGAGCGGUGCGAUGCGCUUGCGCUGCCGGUACUAUGACGUCCAAUUCUUGAACCGUCGAACCACCGUCGCCUUCCCGACACCCCCGGUUCCACAUUCAUAAAUCAUAAAGCAGUACGCACCGGUGUCGGACGCGCGCCCGGCCACUAGCUUGUAGUUAUUAUAGCUGCUAGUCAUUAGUUAGUACUCUUAGUAGCCGUCGCGUUCACCACCAUUUUAAUAUUCAACACCGUUAUUUCCCAACGUUAAGAUGGGUCACGAAAUAUCGUCUGAAACAUCGUCUGAAACGUCGUCUGAAGGGUCGUCCGAAAUGUCUGACGACGAUGAACCGGACGAUGGGCGUUCCGAAAACAUGUGUUCCGACAGUUCGGAAGACGCUGAAGAUUUUGACGAAGACAACGAAAACUUAACCUUUUUGCGUGGAAUAAUUAAUCGGCCUUCUCUAUUUGGUUUUGGAAGAAUGUCAUCUAUGGAGUCUGCAAUUUCAGAACUAUACAAAUCACCACCGUCACGCAGACAAAAUCAACCACUACCGUUACGCAAACAGCAACAUCAACUACCGCCAUCACACCGUGUAUCUUCACCGUUGAAUGCCGACUCAGCCACUGCUGAUGUAGAAGCCGAAAAAAUGAAAAAACUUUUGGAAUGGGAGCUGUCAGCAUUGGAAGCGGAUGACUUGCGAUCACAUGCCUGGUACCAUGGUCAACAGGUGGAUCGAACCGAGGCUGAGCGGUUAUUACGCCAGUGCGUCGCCGAAGAGCAUGGUUCUACUACUGCUACUAUAAUCACUGAAAAUGACACGAUUACCCCUCAAUCAUUACAUCAUCCAUUCGACACCAGUGAUUUGGAUGGGAUGGAUGAUAGUAGUGAUGAUAGCAGUGACUCAGAUGUCCCUGUUGACGGUGUGGUGCAGUUGAAAAGGCCCAAGCGGCCGCACCGACCCCGGCGGCAUUUCUAUUGUUUCUUAGUUCGAGACAGUCUGAAUGUCCGGCCACCGGGCCGAUACGUUGUGUCGUGUUUGCGGGUUGACAAGUACGAAGAUCUUGAGACCGGGGACAAAAACAUAUCCCAACGCUGUCAUGACGAUGAGCAGCGACGUAAGAUUCGGCGAAAACAACAAAGGAGACGGCGAAAGCAGCACCGACAUCCGGUGUUGCAUUUUGUCAUAAAUGAGAUAAUCCUACAACCUGGAACAGUAUAUGAGCGAUCGCAAUUCAGUUUUGGGGAAACCUUACCCUCGAUGACUACAGCUAUUUCAACUGCUGUUGUAAACAACAACGUUGGGCUUAUUAACGACCAACAACAAUGUCAACCAGGAUUUGAUAGUGUGCCCGAUCUGAUCAGGUAUUAUGUUGGCGGUGCUGAUGACAAUGCUGUACUUUCUUAUGGAGGUGGAAACGAUGCCGUUGUAAGUGGUAGUAUGACACUUUCUCGAACAGCGCAAUCUGAGGUACGAAUUAGGUAUCCAUGCAACAGGCGUCGCCCACUGAUGACUGACAACUCAUUGACUGAAGCUGAAUCUCCAAAUACUCUCCCGAGUACGAUGGAAAAUUCUCGGUUGGUGCGACAACGUUGCCGUACUUUAGCUACGGCAUCCACCCACACUGAAGGACUACAGGUAUUAUCCACUUCUCCUGGUAGGGAAACAGAAGCGUCAACAUCAUCUCAAAAUACAAACCAUCGACGCCAUUCGCCAUCGCCACCUCCUCAAACUUCAAAGUGGAUGCGCGUGCAGUCUUCAUCUAGGUCGUCAGUCCGAAGAACUCCUUCAGCGACCGUAACUUCAGCAACAGUUACAUCAGCUACGUCUUUGAAGCCUUCUUCAGCAGCAGGAUCGGCAAAUCAAACUCAGUCACAACCAUUGACAUUAUCUCCUUGCCGCCCAAGAAUUGAUCCACAAUUAUUAAUCACUGGAUCCACAUCAGGAUCACCAGAUCCGUCAGUCACAACUCUACCGCGUUUGUCAAGAUCCCCCCAGGACCUCUUAAAAAUUUUUCCAAGCCGUUUUAAACCUGGAAUCGCAUCAACGUCAAUGGGCUCGUCAAUUAAAACUUUACCACACCAACCAAAAUCAUCUUAUCCACUUCCUUCAACCUCUGGAUCUUCAUCAUCAUUAUCAUAUGAACGUCCUUCAACGUCAAGGUCAAUAUCAAAUUCGGACCAAUCAAGUUUUUCACUACGACGUACGCCAUCAUAUCCAGGUAUGCCAUCGGGAAGUACUCCACAUUUGACAAUCUCUGAUUUAUUAUCAUCACCGUUAUCUUCGACGGAUUCAUCAAGGCUUUCACGAAGUAUAUCCAGAACUAAUUCAUUAAGUCGUGAAUUUAGUGAACCACGGUCCAGUGUUUUCGGUAUUAAUGCGAUGGGCAGGAAUGAGGGUGUACCAACACCCGCCAUCAAUAUAGAUUCCCCUGGGAUACCAUCUUCAGUCAGAGAGUCUUUCAAUGCGGCUGCGGUUAAUUUACUUCCCUUGCCUUUUCAGGCCGAAAUAGUGUCAUCAUUUCUCCGAAUAAAGGUACGCAAUGGCUUUCGGUGUAAGCUGACCAGGGCGAGGCAACCUCAGUAUUCAACUCCAUUCGAUAGGCAUGGUAGGCCAGAAUCCCGUCGGUAUGAACCCGAAAGACCCCGAGUUCUUACUAACAACCAGAAUACAACGAUUUCCUCGGAAAAUGAGAUCGGUGACGAGGAACUAGAGCUACUGCUUUCAUCAACUUCCGAUUCCCCAUCCAUUUCAACAUCCACGUUAAAAGAUGAAGAGGUAGACCGUAAUAGAAAUGGAAACGGACAGUUAGUCGAUCGUCAGAAACUAGAAAGUGCUAUAGAGCAACCCCAACAAAAUGAACGCCAAUUCACAGACAGGCAGGUUGUAAAUAGCCAAAGGAAAACCCGGGAUGAGGAGGUCCAAGAGGUUGAGAAUCCGAUGCAAAAUGUAAAGGUGAGGCAUAAAAGUGUAGAAGAAGAGCAUACACGUCUUGAUGAUUGGAUUGAUACAAAGGUAGAUCAAAAACAAAGUGAUGAGCAGAAAACUUUGGAUUCUAACGUGGAAAACUCAUCGGAAGCAUCUGAAAAUCAGAAUUUUCGGAAAUGCCGCACUCGUUGGACUAACCCAUUGCGUCAAGGAUUAGUUGACAUGCUGGAACAGCCACAUUUGGAUCUCCAGAAUGGACAAUUGACUCAAAUUACGGAGACACAAGACUGUGAUCCCCAACAACGAAGUUCGCGGCAUAUACAACAGACGCUAAAUGAAGAACGGGAGGUUGAUCAUACGAUAGAGAGUAUGGAUACAGAACUACAUAGAAGCAUUCCAGAUACAGAAACCAGACAACUAGCAACGUUAACUAAUCGCACAAACCGGGAAGCCACAGUUUCCCCAGCUCAAACUGGUGACACUAGGAGUUCUACUAGACUUGUAAAUCGGAACUUGAAUGGAAACAGGAUGAGGCGACAUUAUAGUAUGCGAACACUUUUAAUCCAGGAAAGAAACGCUCAAUUUGAGCUAGAAAUUAUGCAGCGGCAUAUGCAGAACCUUAAUAGACUUUUGAUCGCUUCGGAAAACCACCAGUUGCCGACGGGGGGCGACCUUCCGUCGGCAGGGAAGUACCUCAGAGAACAAGUGAUUCCACCGGGAGAAACCCAAUUACGAGUCAAUCAGGAAGGCGAAGGCGCCCCCGUGACCAAAGCCGACCAAUCGAAUACAACCGCCGUCGAGUACAGCACCGACCCAUCCGGCCAAGAAAUAGGUACUUAUUUUGUUGGUGUCGGCAGUAUUGGGUACAGGCUGGCUUGCGAUUACGUAAACAUCAACCCUCGAAUCGAUAACCAUAACAAUUCAUUCGACAAAAGUGAUACUCAACAUCUCAACACCAACAAUCUUGACAGGAUCCAUCAUAAAAAUUAUAAACACCAAGGCAGCAAACAACAAAGCAAUAGCUACAAUAGUUUAGUUAAUGACAACAUCGAAGCUGGAGCUGAUUAUGAAAAUAUUAUUUCUCACAACACUGAUGAUACCAAUGAUUGUAAUUACGAAAAUAUAGGUAAAAAAAAUGAUGAAAAACGGCAGCAUCGAAUUAAUAACUUUAACGGAGGUAGUACAGCAGUUACUGCCGCCUUGCGUGCCGUCCACCUGGCGAUAAUUGGUGAUCCUGACGACAAUAGUGGAGCAUCAGUGGGUACGGGCAGACUAGCAGCCGCCUUGUGUCGUGCUGAUGGUCAGGUUACCGUACUACCAUAUCGACGGAAUUUUACUAAAAGUGAACAAGUUGGUCCACUUUUGAGUACGUGUCCGCUUCAACUUUUGGGUCAACCAGGACCAGCGGGACGGCGAGCUCGUCUUGAUGUCAUAGAAAGGUUUGCAUGUCUACAGUACCUCGUCGCAAUGACAGUAAUAGUGACACCUUGUCUGCUACUAAUUGGCAGUGAUAUCAAUGACAAGGAAAAUCUUGAGUGGAGUUUGGAAGAUGAAUACGAAUACCGGCGUCGGCGGUUCUAUUACAGAUGUGCCGGUAUCAGUAGUUGGUGUGUCUCCGAUAACAAUUCCAAUUCUGAUGACGAUGACGAGAGUUAUAAACUAACAGCUUAUUCAGACUUUGACUCUGGUUAUUCAUUACCACCAAGGGAAGAAUGGGCUGUUGAAAAACGUCACUGGUUGGAUCUACUGACUAGACAUAGGGCAGCUGCCUUGGAUAAGUGGAUUCGUACUGCAGCUGAUGCCAAACAGGCAGUGGGUGAUGUCUAUGGUUAUCGGGCUCUCAUGUCCGCGCUAUGUUCUGACAGGAUCCAGGGACUUCAAGAUGCAUGGGCAACUCUUCGUCGGCUACACACUGCCACGGCCGUGACGUUUGAGUCCCGGCUUCGACCCGAGUUUCUGGGUCGCAGAGAAAAAAAUGUAGUGGCGGUGUUGGGAAAUCCAGGUAUUAAUGACAUCGAUGACAAUGACGUGAAUGAGCUACUACAGCUUCCACCUAACGCAACAGUACCUGAUGCCACAGCAUUGGCUGUACUAUACGAACAUUUGUAUAACGACAAUAAUUUUGAUACUAAUAGUAGCAUCAACACCACUGCCGCUAGUUCAAACGAUAUUGGCAGUAAGAAGGAAAAAAACCCUAGACUAUCGUCAUUUUUUACUUCACCCUUGUUAUUGUCACCUUCGCCGUGGUCAUCUCUCAAUAGUGGUAUAAGUGGUGGACUAGGAUCAUCGGUUGCAUCUGACUACGGACUGAGUGCUCUUCAUGUUCAGUGCAUCCAGUACUCGGAGUGGGUGCAGCAGAGUUACGGUAAUGAUGAUUCUAUAUUACCAUUAACGAAACCACCAAUGUUACAAUUGGACCGGUUUCGCAGUAACUUCCGUGCACUAUUACGUCAGUACAGUGGAAGUGGAUUUGAAAGUUAUGACGACGGUGAUGAAAGCUUUAACUGUGUGCUAAGUUACAAAAAUAAAAACUUUCAGAAGGAUGAAAAUACCUCUUACCAUGAAGAAUUGAACUACAAUCAAAACGACAACUUUGCAUACGAACGACAGUAUGAAGAGAAAGUGGAGGAAUAUGGCACAUGUGAUGCUGAUUAUGAUGAAUGUGACGAUGACGAUGAUGAUGAUGAUGAUGAUGAUGAUGAUGAUGCUACAGUUAUAUACUGCAAUAACAAUAGUUCUCUUUCGGCGGUGAAAAGUGUUGCAGUUGAUACCAUGUGCGGGGACUCACAUGUUACAGCUACACCAGCAGAAAAGCAACGACAAACAACAACGAAAAAUGAACAAUGCCAUCGCCUUAAACAAGAUCAAGAAGAAGAUCAAUACUAUCGCUGGAUUGAGGAUGUGAGUGCCAAUAGUCCAGCCCCCGCACCGUUGAAUAUUGUGUUCUGCACUGAGCUUCAUGUCCGCCUAUUUUGGCCUCCAACUAUUUUCCUUCAAGACAUAAAUGACAACGAAGAUACCGUUGAUCCUAAGUUGGCGAUACCCGCCUACGCGCUAGGUACGACUUACAUGGCGACCGCAAUAGCCGCUUACGAUAAUGAAAGCGAAACUACUAACCAUGUGCCACCGGCAUUGCCUCUGAAUCAUGUGAUAACUGCACAACUGGAUCAAGCCGCUCAGGAUAUGCGUCUCAGGUACAAAGCCAUGGAUGAUUUUUUGGACAGAGCGUGUGCCUAUUCAACGUUGGUCGCUAAAAUAGCCUAUGAACUAUGAAGAUAAUACAAUGGCGGGAAAACAACAACAGCACUGUAAUCUGUCACAGUGUGUUUCGAAGAGCCAUUCUCUCUGAAUCCUGUGAAUGUCUAAUACUGGAUAGGUCAUGUUGUGCUAAACUACUUAGGAGCAAUAAAAACAAAAUAUAGAUAUCAUAGCAUUAGCCAAGCAGAUUCAUAACCUCACGGUACAAUAUUGCAAGUAUUAUUUCUUGUUUAUUUGCUAUAUAUUAUGUAUAAUAUUGUAAAUAAGUUGUAUGAGCUCUGUGCACAAUUAUUUAUCAGGAACCUUAUUCACAUCUCAGUUUCAAAGACUGUAGCAAAAUUAAAUAUUUUUAAGUAAUGUAACUUUCACCAUAAAAAAUCUGAAAACUUAAAAAAAAAAUUAGGAAUACAGUGAUGAGAUAUUAAUGGGUAUUGUUUUAGUGCAAUACAGAGGUUUUAUUAUUAAUUUUAAUAGAGAUUUUAGUAACUGUAUUUUUUUUUAGUUUGUAUAAAUGUAUGUUAAAAUGAUUUUCGAAAUUUGUUUAACAUAGUUAAAUAUAAAAUUGAGUAAAGAUUUAAGAAAGAGUUACAACUUCAAUUUAAUAUAAAAAUGAAUACAAAUAUUGUUUUCAUAAUAAUAUACCAUUAAUGUUAAAAAUUAACACAAUUGUUGUAAGAUUGGUGAUCUAUAAUAUUAUUCAGUUAAACUGUUUCGAAAAUUAUUAUUUGUAUAUAUUAUAUAUAGAUAAAGCCUAAGUAUGAUUCGCACAAAUGCAAGGUCGUUGUUCCCCACUCCCCUUGUGACAUUGUAACACUGACGAGCAUCUGCUAUCAUAUUCAUGGGUUAAAUUAGGUUAGUUUAUUUUUUAAUUAUAAAUGUUACACGUGAGUGUACUCAUUAUGGUGGAUUAUUCUAAUUAAACUGCCCAGUGGCUGGGGGUAGUAAGAAUACUGGCCACGGUAGUGAGCACGACCGGUCGUAAGAGGCGUCCAAUGUGCUCCUGCGCGUGUCGAACAUCAUCCCGAUGGUGGCAAUUAAAUUCCAAAAGCUCGGAGCUGCGAACUAUGAGACACGCGCAGCUGGCAGCAUAUUUUGUUAAGCUCUAUUUUUUCACAUCAUUAUUUAUGGUUCAUAUAUACAUAAUAUUCUUUUUUCUUUUUAGGACUGCUGAAUACUUUUGUUUGUUAUAGGUGUAGGUAUUUCUAUGCAUUCAGUGUGCCUCAAAAUAUGAUUAAAACUUAUUAUCACAGGCUGAACAUAACAUCUAAAGAAUUAUUUAUCUUAUUUGUUUAUUAUCAAAGUUUAGGGAAAAAGAAAUUUAUCAAUUUAAGGCUAGCUAUUUAUUAAAAAGAAAAAUU
Acyrthosiphon pisum (pea aphid) is the source of this 8493-nucleotide messenger RNA. RefSeq lists its product as uncharacterized. The transcript has 5 exons. NCBI's taxonomy places the organism in Eukaryota, Metazoa, Arthropoda, Insecta, Hemiptera, Aphididae. Gene Ontology annotation, molecular function: guanyl-nucleotide exchange factor activity. Gene Ontology annotation, biological process: small GTPase-mediated signal transduction; positive regulation of peptidyl-serine phosphorylation. The record is from RefSeq and is a predicted model, not a curated record. The coding region runs from base 1220 to 7150 and encodes 1976 amino acids.